This is a messenger RNA of Mesocestoides corti, 1262 nucleotides long. The record is from the annotation of a GenBank genome assembly. NCBI's taxonomy places the organism in Eukaryota, Metazoa, Platyhelminthes, Cestoda, Cyclophyllidea, Mesocestoididae.
AUGGAGGCUAUCAAGAAGAAGAUGCUGGCAAUGAAGCUUGACAAGGAGAAUGCCAUUGAUCUCGCCGAUCAACUGGAGGAACAGCUUAAGGAGAAGGAGACGGAAAUGUCAAAGAAGGAGGAGGAAAUGGGUGAUGUGGUGAAGCGCUACCAGAGUCUGGAAGCAGAAAAAGAAGCCGCUGAGACCCAGUUAGCAGAAACAAACCAAAAGCUUGAGGACACAGAAAAGCGAGCACAGGAGGCCGAAGCGGAAGUAGCUGCUCUUCAGCGUCGCAUACGUCUCCUCGAAGACGACCUCGAAAGCACAGACACUCGCUUAACUGACGCUACUGCCAAGCUCGAGGAAGCCAGCAAGGCUGCUGAUGAGAGCGAACGUGGCUGCAAAGUUCUCGAAAACCGUACCGUUGCCGAUGAGGAGCGUAUCGCUUCUCUUGAAGAGCAACUGAAGGAGUUCACGUUUAUGGCCGAAGAUGCCGAUAGGAAAUACGAUGAGGCAACUCAGAAGCUCGCAACCGCCGAAGAGUCACUUGCCAAUGCAGAAAAGCGAGUAGAAGAUGCUGAAGAAAAAAUCCUCGAUCUUGAAGACGAACUUCGUAUCGUUGGCAACAACAUGAAAUCUCUUGAAAUUUCCGAGCAGGAGGCUGCUCAACGAGAGGAGGCCUACGAGGAGAACAUCCGUGACCUUACCGAGCGCCUCAAGGCUGCCUCAAAGCAAAAGCAGACCUAUCAGACAACGCUGGAAAAAUUGACAAAGCAGUUGGAAGAGACCGCGCACAAGAUGCCGAACGGCUCGUCCACACUCUUCAGGGUGAUGCUGAUCGUCUCGAGGGCUGAGAAGCGGACGCAACAAGCGGAAUCGGAGAUGACGAGGCGGCAGGAAGAGCUCUCGCGACUUGAGAACGAGCUGGUCGCAGAGAAGGAGCGGUACAAGGCGCUCGCGGAGGAGUUGGAGCAGACGUUUGCGGAACUCACCGGAAAUUAGAGAUGAUAGCACACUCGCCUUUUGUUCCUCACCCACCUUCUCUCGUUCUAUUAGCAACUCUUAUUUCUCCGAUAAUCUACUCAAAGCCCUCCUCAUCCCAAGUCGCCUAUUUCCGUACAGAAGUGGUGAUGCUAGUGUGAAGGUCGACGGGUGGAACCUUAAAUCCACCUUUUUUUGGGCCAUAUAUUUCGUCUCUAUUCGAACUGCCAAUCAGUGUUUUGGUGAACUAGGCCGUAUAUAUAUACAUACAUACAUGACUUAUUAAAGCUGGCGCAUAUAUA